Molecule: messenger RNA, 1879 nt
Organism: Miniopterus natalensis
Lineage: Eukaryota; Metazoa; Chordata; Mammalia; Chiroptera; Miniopteridae
Source: RefSeq, a predicted model, not a curated record
AUGAAUGGUAUCGGCCUGGCACACAGCAUGUCACAAGGCGUGCACGACCCUGAGCGAGACAUUUGCUCCCGAGCUGCAGUUUUCCUGUGGGUGGUUGUGAGGAUCAACAUGCAACACGGCGAGAGGAAGCGCGAUAUACCAAGGUGGAUCCGGGAGCUGGGGAGAGAAGACGAUUGGGGCGCCGGGCAGCUAAUACGCAUGUGUUCCUUCUUGUGUGGUGAUUGGCGGGAAGGGGAGGGACUCCCGGCUCCGCGCACGCUCUUUGGGUGGAGAGGGAGGGGCUGCGGGUGUCAGUGGCUUCAAGUGUCCGGGCCUGAAGCAUCCUUCAGAUACCUGUCCCUCCCUGAGCCUCAGGCCGCAGACCAGUUACCAAGGAUUUUGUACCCAAAGUCCAAAAGUUUGUUACCCAAGAUGAUGAAUGCUGACAUGGAUGCAGUUGAUGCUGAAAAUCAGGUGGAACUGGAAGAAAAAACACGACUUAUUAAUCAAGUGUUGGAACUCCAACACACACUUGAAGGUUUAGCACUGUCUUUUCUUAUAUAGUAGGAGAUACAAGAAAACCACCAUGUUGUGAAAAAGUGACCAAAAUCAUGUACUGAAUGCACAGCUUUAUGUACCCUGUCUACCAUCUUGUGCCUCUUCUCCAUUUGCUUCUUCCACCCCAUUUCCCUUCUCCUGAAGAAAAAAUUGGUUUCACAUUUGUAAGAACAAUUUUAGUAGUUAAUCAUUUAGGAGAGUAACCUGAAAUGUACUGUUGAAACUUAACCAAAAGUUAGGGCUUGUUAUUUGUUAAACAGCCAUGUGCCCACAUAAUGUUUCAGUCCGUGACAGACUGAAGAGACGACGGGUGGUACACCAUGUAGUGUAGGAGUGCGUAGUGGGCUAUACUAUCUAGAUUGUGUAAGUGCACUCUCUGGUGUGUGCUCAAUACAAUUCCCCUAUGACACUUUUCUCAGAACGUAUCCCUGUCAUUAAGCAGUGCAUGACUGUAUUUAAUACUGGGACUUAGGAUUGUUGGUUUUCCUUUAAUCAAUUGAAAACAGGCUAUAAAAAUGAAGAUUUUUGUUUUCCUUGAAGCUGAAUUAUCAAAUUGGGAAAAUUUGUUGUUGAAUAAAACUUCCUUUUAUAUAAAAUAACUUGGUAUCUGAAAAGAUGAGCUCUGGUUGUAUGUUUAAAACAGAAAAUUUUGAGGAAAAAUAGAAAUAGGAUGGAGAAAGUACCUGGUAAACAGAAGUAACCAACUCCAGAUGUCUUUACUCCAGAUUUGUGUUAUAUCUGGCACAGAUUAGAUCUUUUGGGGACUAUGUAUGAAAGUGGAUUAAGUUUGACUCACCCUAUGUAAACCACAUCUAGAAUAGUUACAAAGAGUUUGGUCUCAAAGUAUAUUUAUAGUAUCCAGCAGAUCAAUUUUUUGCAAAAUCCUUUGAGUGUAUUAGUAACAGAAUCAUGAAUAAAAUGGGAGAGUUUUACAUGUAUACUAAUUGAUAAUGUUCUCAGUAUUUUAUCUCACUACUUCUCCCAGACUUUUCUGUAAGCCCAACUACUUGGUAUGCAGAGUUUUAGUCUUUAACAAUUUUUUAAAAUUUAGUUUGUAGAUUCCAUUUACUAAGGAAAUUAAUAUCAGAAGUAAUGUUAAAAUGUUAAAUAGGAAAAGAGAUUCAUUAUUAUAGAUUAUAGUUAUUAGAUUUGGGCUUGGGCUACUUUUAAUCAUGGAAUAAUCAUGUUUGUAUUGGUGUACAAUUCGAUGAAUGACUUUAGCUGUAUGAAUAUAUAACCAUACUGCAAAACAUUUUGCAUCCCUUUUGUGACCUAACUUACAAAUGUUUAAAACUGUGUUGCAAUUUUGCUUUGCUGUUUAAUAAAAAGCUGUUUCAGAGAU